CGCCAUUUUUGUUUUGUGUUUUUUAACCGAGUUUAGUUUUAUGUCUCGUGUUUGUAAAGAAGGCUAUGUAGAUAGCCAUAAAAGGCCUUAAAUGCUCAUCUUUCAGUAGAAAUUGUUGCUGGAUCGUUUGCAAUGUCCAACUCAACGAAUGUCAGCAACCAGCCACAGAGAACCUAUGGCGUAACUUCUGCCAUAAGUCAUGCCAAGCCAAAACCAGUUGAUAUUGAACUGUCUAAAAAGUUAGAAGAAACUCUUAAACCUUAUGGCGUGUUUGAGUCAGAAGAUGAACUCCAACACCGAAUGGUUGUUCUUGGCAAGUUAAAUGAAAUUGUUAAGCAGUGGAUAGUUGAUGUUAGUCUGCAGAAGAGCAUGCCAGAAAAUGUGGCCCAUUCUGUUGGUGGAAAAAUAUUUACGUUUGGAUCUUUUCGUCUUGGAGUACACACAAAGGGUGCUGAUAUUGACACUCUUCUCGUAGCUCCUCGACAUAUUGAUAGGGCUGAUUUUUUUUCAUCAUUUUAUGACCUACUGAAAAACCAUGAAGAUGUGAAAGAAUUAAGAGCAGUUGAGAAUGCAUUUGUUCCAGUUAUUAAACUCACUUUUUGCAACAUUGAGGUUGAUCUUCUCUUUGCUCGUUUGGCUUUACCAGAAAUACCAGAUAACUUAGAUCUACUUGAUGAAAAUCUGCUGAAGAAUUUGGACCCAAAGUGUGUCAGGAGUUUAAAUGGUUGUAGGGUAACAGAUGAGAUCUUAAGACAAGUCCCAAACAUAGAGAAUUUUAGACUCACUCUAAGGGCAGUUAAACUUUGGGCCAAGAAAAGAGGUAUCUAUUCCAAUGUAUUGGGAUUUUUAGGAGGCGUAUCUUGGGCCAUGCUUGUUGCUAGAACAUGUCAACUUUAUCCCAAUGCUGUCGCAUCUACUUUACUUUUGAAAUUUUUUCUUGUAUUUUCUCGAUGGGAAUGGCCAAAUCCUGUUUUGCUGAAACAAAUUCCUUUACCGCAUGAAAACAGGCUAGGCUUUCAAGUUUGGGAUCCUAGACUUAACACCUCAGACCGCUAUCACCUUAUGCCAAUUAUAACACCAGCAUAUCCACAACAGAACUCUACUUUUAAUGUUUCCAUGUCUACACGACAAAUUAUGCAAGAGGAAUUUUUUAUAGGAUUUAAAAACUCUGAAGAUGUUCAAAAUGGUAAAGCAAACUGGGAUAUACUUUUUGUACCUUUUAAUUUCUUUUCAAGAUACAAACAUUAUAUAGUACUUAGUGCCUUUGCUGCAAGUCAAGAUAAUCUUUUGGAAUGGAUUGGUUUGGUGGAAUCAAAAGUUAGAACUUUGGUAUUAAGCUUGGAAAAUAAUGCUUACAUCACUUUGGCUCAUGUAAACUCUACGAGUUAUGGCCCCUUGGAAUCAGAGAAGGACAAGUUUGUUACUAGAUGGUUUAUUGGACUUUUGUUUAAAAAAACAGAGAAUGUAAACAUUGACCUUACAAGUGAGAUACAGAUGUUUACAAAUACAGUUCACAAUCAAGCAAUCAGUACUAAGUUGAUCAAAGAUGGAAUGACCAUUGAAGCUAAACAUGUCAGAAGAAAGCAACUAAACAAGUACUUACCUCCUGGGGUUUUCAAAAUGAAGAAAAAGAGUGGUGUGGUGGGUGAUGACAAGCCAAAUGUUGUAAAAAAUGAAAACAUUCUGAAUGAAAGCUCAAGUCUUGAAAUCAGCACUGAAAGUAUACCAGAGGGCAAAGAAGAAUUGCCAAAUGUCAAAGACAUCAUAGAUGAGAAAAUGUUAACUGAUGAUCAUGAGCACAAAGCAUCCAUAAACAAUGAUGCCCAGAUAUCCAAACCCUCUAUCAUAAAAGAAAGCCAAGGUGAAGUGAUAUCACUAGCACCUAUUACAUGUAACACACAAGAGAUCACAAGCACUGCUGCACCAGCAAAAGUUCAGCCAGAUGAGAAAAGACAAGGAGUUAAACGCCCAAGCACGCCAUUGGGACCAGACACAAAACGUACCAAAAUAGAGAACCCAACUGAAACUUCCCCACAGGAAUUUAUUAUAAAGGAAGACCCUUCAAAUAUUAAUACAACGAAUUUGGUCAAGUCAGUGGAUGAAAUUGAAGCGCUAACAUCCCCUACUGAUGACGAAAUGACAAGUUCAAACCUUAAACCCUCCAGAGGAAUAAAGCGAAGAAGUUCAGAUCAAAAGGAUAUUUCCACUAAACAAUUGAAAAAGGAUAGUUUUCAGGAGGAAGAAGAAAAAGAGCUUUAUGAUACAGAGGAGCUUCAGCCUCAAUUACCACUUCCAGUAAAAAACUCUAUAAAACUUACACUGAAGUAGUGUUGUUGGUAUUAUCAUAGUGUUAGGGUAACCUUGGCUUGAUUAGUAUGGAGGGUCUGCUGCAAGAGUCAACAGAUGUUAAGUAGAGUUGCAUUUAUUUUUGAUGUUAUAUAUAAGACAUCAAGUUGUGUUGUUAAUCACUGAGAGGUUAUUUCACUAACUAUUAUAAGGUAAUGCCAAAGAAAACAAGUCAACAACAUGAUAUUUCUAUUUAUUACAAAAAUGUCCUUGCAUUCGUAGUUAACCUAGUAUUAACAAUUAAUCAUUAUUAAUAGAGAUAACAAAAUGCUAUUUAGACUGCCCAAAAACUGUCUAUCAUAUUAAUUCUGACUCAGUAGCACUUCACACACACUCCUCGUUCUUGUAUUGCAUAAUAUAGUAAUUGGUAAUAGUAACUAUUAGCACCCCAAGCCAUGUGUUGACUGACUGUUGGUCAGCUGUUGGUCAGCAGACUACCAACAGUUAGUUGACAGCUAGUCGACAGGUCAUCGCUAUGUACCAMAGCUGGUUUGGGGCAAUAAUAGCUACUAUUACCUAUAUAGUUCAAGUGGUUGUUUAAGUCAAGACAUUUUUAUACAUCCUGUAAAGAAAAAGAGUUGACCAUUGUUUUACUGUAAAUUUCCAAAACAGCUAAGUAACCAAGUAACGUUUAUUUAAAACCCAGAAUGCUAAUGCUAAAUGUUCAUGGUGAAAAUAUAGUUGAUCCUUUGUAAACAUGUAAUUACUUCAAAACUAGACUAGACUAACAUGGUCUCUCGUUUUCAUUCUUCUCAUUUACUAGUGUACAGACAAUCUUCUGACCUUUAAAGUCAGUUUAUCAAAAAUAAAGUUUAAUAUCAUCUCCAAAGGAGGAGAUGCCAUGGA
Messenger RNA from Actinia tenebrosa (Australian red waratah sea anemone), 3192 nucleotides. RefSeq names its product poly(A) polymerase beta. Gene Ontology annotation, molecular function: poly(A) RNA polymerase activity; RNA binding. The record is from RefSeq and is a predicted model, not a curated record. Gene Ontology annotation, biological process: RNA 3'-end processing. NCBI's taxonomy places the organism in Eukaryota, Metazoa, Cnidaria, Anthozoa, Actiniaria, Actiniidae. Gene Ontology annotation, cellular component: nucleus.